CUCGCCGCUUGGAGCGCUAGUGUCGCUCCAGCUGUGAAACGGUAACAAGUAACAACUUUUAACAGCAGUGCCGUUUAAUGGGAGACUGUGUCACAUUACAAAUGUAAACCGUGGAGAUAAAUAAGCAAAGGGGCUAAUAACUGCAGUAAUGGACCACCAGAAAACUAUUCGGAUAAAAGAUGAAACAAAUGAAACAGCAGGUUCACCAGGCUCCAUUGUCCAGGUAUACCACUCCAGUGUGAAAAUAAAGGAAGAAUGGCAGGAGACUGGGAAUCAAGAGUUACUUCAAGAUCCAUUAAAAAUUGAAGAUCCAUGUUAUGACAUAAAGGAAGAGCCAGGACUAAAACUGAAUGAGAGACUCUCUGAGCAUAAUAUAUUCAGCGAUCCCAAAUAUGAUCCUCUGGGAGUAAAGACAGAGGAGGGCUCAGCAUUUGAGAAUGAUUGUCUUGAUGAGUACGAUCCAUUGAGCAUAACAGAUGAUGCGUGUCUUGAAGAUAACUUGGGAAUCUCUCAUCCAAAUGAUUUUAUCAAGGAGGAUCCUGAACUAAAUUUGGAGGUGGCAGCCUCAAUAAGAAAUGCAUCUGAUAGUUUAAGGUUCAUUCAAAGUGCUGGUGACAGCUGUGACAUUUCAUAUCAAGAAACAUUACAUCAAGGAGUAGUCAAUGACAAGCUGGAGAUAUAUGCAGAGAAGUCAACAGAUUUCAGUGUGUCUCACAACUAUACCAAAAUACAGACUUCACAAGAAGACGGCUUAUGUGGCACAAGAUUAAGUUGUAGCAUCAGGGGAAAGGAAUUCCAUAAGUUUAACUGUAGUUUCUGCCUACAGAGCUUCCCUUCAAAAUACAGACUCAUAAUGCAUAUCUUCAUCCACAUUGACGGUGUGCAGGCACCUGCAUUUGUGUGUAAGUCAUGUGGUGAGGUAUUGCCCUCUGAUGACUGCUUGAAAGAACAUUUGAGAAUGAUGGAGGGUGACCAAGCAUUAUCUGCUACCAACAGUGAGAAACUUGAAUGCAGUGAUGAUCAUGAAAACAAUAUCUCCUUCGACUGUGUACAAGAAGGAAUUGUGGAACAGACUGCAGGGCCCCCUUCAUACAAGGUACCCAGGAAAACCUUCAAAAAAUCCUUUAAUGACAUAUGUAACACACAUACUGUGAAACAAGCUGAAGAGAAACUCGAAAGAUGUAAUGACUGUGGAAUUUCAUGUACAAGCGACCAUGCUCAUGUCCACACUGUGCUAAGCGCAAAGGGACAUCACAAAUGUGAUGUUUGUGGUAAAAUGUUUACUGUGUUAGGCAAUCUUAAGAAACAUCGCCUAAUACACACUGGAGAGAGACCCCACGAAUGCAAUGUUUGUGGAAAAUCGUUUGCUGUAAUGAGCUAUCUCAAGAAACAUGAAAUAAUACACACUGGACAGAGACCACACAAAUGCAAUGUUUGUGGAAAAUCGUUUGCUGUAAUGAGCUAUCUCAAGAAACAUGAAAUAAUACACACUGGACAGAGACCACACAAAUGCGGUGUCUGUGGAAAAUCAUUUACUCACUCGAGCAGUCUCAAGUCCCAUAUUUUAAGACACACAGGAAAGAGACCACACAAAUGCGAUGUGUGUGCAAAAUCGUUUACUGAAAGGUGCAAUCUCAAGCAACACGAAUUAAUACACACUGGACAGAGACCAUACAAAUGCGAUGUCUGUGGAAAAUCAUUUACUCAGUCGGGCCGGCUCAAGAACCACAAUGUAAUACACACAGGAAAGAGACAACACAAGAGACAACACAAAUGCGAUGUGUGUGCAAAAUCGUUUACUGAAAGGUGCAAUCUCAAGAAACAUGAAUUAAUACACACUGGACAGAGACCACACAAAUGCGAUGUCUGUGGAAAAUCAUUUACUCAGUCGGGACAUCUCAAGACCCAUGAAUUAAUUCACACUGGACGGAGACCACAUAGUUGCUAUGUCUGUGGGAAAUCAUUUACUCAGUCGAGCAGUCUAAAGACACACGAAUUAAUACACACUGGACACAGACACCACAAAUGUGAUACUUGUGGAAAAACAGAGGCAGUGCCGAAGGCGGAAGACGAAGCACUGGAAGAAACAGAAAUUGCGACCAAGGAGGCGCAAGAGGAACAAAAAGGCAUAGAAGAGGCAGAGCAAGAAGCGGCGCCACCGAUGGACUCAGAGAUUGCAUUGAGUCAGGAAGAGAAAAUGGACUCAGCGAUUGCGUUGAGUCAGGAAGAGAAAAUGGAUAUUUUAAAGCAGAUGCACGAGUCACCGAUAGGAGCACAUGAAGAAAUGGUUUUGCCUGUAAAACAUCUUGAGGAUUCAGUUCUCUUUUUGGUCUUAGAGUACCAACUAAAUGUGUUGAUUAUUCAAGAAGCUGGUGCCCUAGAUGAACACUUGUGUAAAAAUUGUCUGUAUGUAAGAUUCUGCCCUCAAGGCUCAUAA
Schistocerca americana (American grasshopper) is the source of this 2437-nucleotide messenger RNA. Its product is annotated as zinc finger protein 708-like. Gene Ontology annotation, biological process: regulation of transcription by RNA polymerase II. The transcript has 11 exons. The record is from RefSeq and is a predicted model, not a curated record. Gene Ontology annotation, molecular function: DNA-binding transcription factor activity, RNA polymerase II-specific; RNA polymerase II cis-regulatory region sequence-specific DNA binding. The coding region runs from base 149 to 2437 and encodes 762 amino acids. Lineage: Eukaryota; Metazoa; Arthropoda; Insecta; Orthoptera; Acrididae.